GACAUUUGUGAUCAGUUGUCAUUUUUAUCCACAUUCAGAGAUAUAUAAAUUUUCAAAUAAACACAGUUUUGUAAUAAUCUCACACUCUUACAGUGUUUUUCUGCUUUUUUAUUUAAACGGUUCUUUCCUAGAUUAUUCAAGAUACAUUUUUAAUAACAUUUAUAUUGAUUUGUACUAAAAAUAAGAGCAACUUGUGACAAUGGAGCCCAAUAUUAUGAAUUGGAGCAACAAAGAUGUUUUAGAUUUAUUACAUAAAGAAAACGUGUCUAGUUUCAUAGAAGAUAUAUGCAAAUCCCACGACAUUGACGGACAGUGCCUUUUGUCUUUUGUCGAUCGAGAUUUCUAUGAAUAUCCCUUUGAUCAGUUGAAGUUGGGUGAAAGAAAGAGAUUUAUAUUAUUAGUGAAAAAGUUACAAAGGCAUAAUCGUUCCGCAAUGAUAGAACUCGGAUUGUGCGACGAUCUGCUGAACCCUGCUACCAACAUUAACUUCCUGGGUACUAAUCUGUCCCACCUAAGCUACAAUCUCCACAACAAAAUCCCGAGUGAGAUUGCAUUCGCGAGUACGUCAGAGUGCAUAUCCAGUUUCGCGCCAGAUGUAAAAGCUUCCAGACUUAAACCUGAAAUUUGGAAGACUGCUAUUGCUUUAGGUUAUGUAUUCCUGGUGACAUGGGUGACGGCCGUUGUGAUGGUGAUAGUCCAUGACAAGGUGCCAGACAUGAAGAAGUAUCCCCCACUGCCAGAUUUAUUUUUAGAUAAUGUGCCACAUAUCCCAUGGGCUUUCGACAUGUGUGAGAUUACGGGCUCCGUACUCAUGGCCAUAUGGCUGGUUGUUCUGUUCUUCCAUAAACAUAGGUUUAUAAUACUGCGGAGGUUCUUCGCGCUGGCGGGCACGGUGUUCCUGCUGCGCUGCUUCACGAUGCUGAUCACGUCGCUGUCGGUGCCCGGGUCGCACCUGAAGUGCGAGCCGCGGUCGUACCCGCCGGCGGACGACCUGACGGUGUGGGGCCGGCGCCUGCGCCAGGCGUACGACAUCUGGAGCGGCGCGGGCAUGUCCGUGCGCGGCGUGCGCACCUGCGGCGACUACAUGUUCUCCGGCCACACCGUCGCACUCACGCUUCUCAAUUUCUUUAUUACUGAAUACACAUCUCGAAAUCUGUACCUGCUACAUAUCUCGACGUGGGUGAUGAACAUGUUCGGCAUAUUCUUUAUACUGGCGGCGCACGAGCACUACUCCAUAGACGUGUUCAUCGCGUUCUACAUUACCUCCCGACUCUUCCUGUAUUACCACACGCUCUCCAACAACCAGGCACUCAUGCAGAAUGAUUCUUCCAGGACAAGGAUAUGGUUUCCUUUACUUUCAUUCUUCGAGUCUGAAGUUGACGGCAUUGUACCGAAUGAGUACGAGGGUCCGGUGACUAUAAUGACCAAUUUGAAGCAAUGGUGCAUGCAGCUGGCGACCGAGGUCAAAGAAUCCUCAGUGGCCAAGAUAGCAGGCAGUAAAUUGCAAGAGGGCGCUGCCAUGGGAGAAUACUCUGUUGUCAAAAUUGUGGACGGCAUCAAGAGAAACCUUAGCUUAGUGGAAGAAUUCAAAAACUCGCGGCAGCGUCUUGUCACUCUCGACAAGAACGUGCAAGCUUGUGUGUUAGAUGAAUGCUCCGAACCUGAAUUGCGGCACAGGAACUUGCCCGAUCUUCCGUCAGAGCCUCUGCUUAGGGACUUGGCCAACCGAGACAAUCCACCACCGAAAAUAUCCAAAAAGAAAAUUUAAAAGAACUGAUUAUAGCUGAAUUUCCAUAGAGGCUGUUUGUAAAACUUCAUUGUAGUUUAUUUACAAAGUGAAUUAGAUACCUAAAUGUUUUACAUUUCCAUUAUAGAUUUUAUAUCAUGUUAUUCCAUAUUUAUUUUAUUAUAAGUUAAAUGUAGUAUAAAUUAUUAAGAAAAUUUAUUUGCUCAAAUAACUUGAAUAAAUAACAAUAUGCUUAUUGAGCUUCCUCUUUGUUAA
This is a messenger RNA of Manduca sexta (tobacco hornworm), 2002 nucleotides long. It is a transcript of the gene SMSr, whose product is annotated as sphingomyelin synthase-related 1. Gene Ontology annotation, molecular function: ceramide cholinephosphotransferase activity; sphingomyelin synthase activity. The coding region runs from base 200 to 1768 and encodes 522 amino acids. Gene Ontology annotation, biological process: ceramide biosynthetic process. Gene Ontology annotation, cellular component: endoplasmic reticulum membrane; Golgi membrane. The record is from RefSeq and is a predicted model, not a curated record. Lineage: Eukaryota; Metazoa; Arthropoda; Insecta; Lepidoptera; Sphingidae. The transcript is spliced from 5 exons.